This is a messenger RNA of Labrus bergylta (ballan wrasse), 6724 nucleotides long. The record is from RefSeq and is a predicted model, not a curated record. NCBI's taxonomy places the organism in Eukaryota, Metazoa, Chordata, Actinopteri, Labriformes, Labridae.
GCUGUUCGCCCGCCCCUGUGAUACUCCGAGGAGCCCCUUCCUGUUUCUGUAGAUUACAGCAUGUGGACUGAUCCGAUACUCUGACCAGAAACCAGCGGACUAAGACAACUGAGGGGAGGGGGAGACGAAAGGACAGGCGUGGUGGUGGUGGUGGUGUGGCCAUGGAUGGAAGGAGAGUUUGCGUGUUGAUGGCGCUGUGGGUUUUAGCUCACCUCAGCUCUCCGACUUUCGGGCUCAAAGCCCUGCGAAGGACUACAGGGGGGCGGAAGGGGUCCACGGGGCUGACGGGAGAGGACGCCAAUGGAGUGCCCCUCAGGCGCUCCAAACGAGGCUGGAUGUGGAACCAGUUCUUUUUGUUGGAGGAGUACACCGGGACGGACAUGCAGUACGUCGGAAAGCUCCACUCGGAUUCCGACCGCGGGGACGGCAGCGUGCGCUACGUCCUCACGGGGGAGGGGGCGGGGACCCUCUUCAAGAUAGACGAGAAGUCCGGAGACAUCCACGCCACCAAGAGGCUGGACCGGGAGGAGAAGGCCUACUACAUCCUCCGCGCCAAAGCCGUCAACCGCUUCACCAGCGAGGGGCUGGAGGGCGACUCCGAGUUCAUCAUCAAGAUCCACGACAUCAACGACAACGAACCGCGAUUCACCAAGGACCCGUACUACGCCAGGGUCCCCGAAAUGUCUGAUAUCGGCACUUCGGUAAUUCAGGUGACGGCCACGGACGCCGACGACGCCACUUACGGGAACAGCGCCAGGGUGGUGUACAGCAUCCUGGAGGGCCAGCCGUACUUCUCUGUGGACCCGGAGACCGGCCUGAUAAAGACGGCGCUGCCGGGCAUGGAUCGAGAAGUCAAAGAAAACUACCAGGUGGUCAUCCAGGCCAAAGACAUGGCCGGACAGAUGGGAGGGCUCUCGGGAACCACUACGGUCAGCAUCACCCUCUCUGACGUCAACGAUAACCCGCCGCGCUUCACCAAGACCAUGUACGAGUUCAGAGUGCCGGAGUCCAUAGAGGUCGGGGCCACGGUGGGAGUGAUCCGGGCCAUGGACGCCGACAUCGGGGAAAACGCAGAGAUGGACUACAGAAUCAUCCGGAGCGACGGGCCCGGCAUGUUUGACAUCGGCGCCAACAGGAGCACGCAGGAGGGCGUCAUCGUGCUGAGGAAGCCUCUGGACUUCGAGAAGAAGCGUCAGUACAGUCUGAGCGUCCAGGUGGAAAACGUCCACAUCAACCCUCGCUUCUUCUCCGUGGGGCCCUUCAGGGACGAGGCCACCAUCAAGAUCGUGGUGGAGGACGUGGACGAGCCGCCCGUGUUCGAGAGAGCCAGCUACGUCAUGGAGGUGAAAGAGGACGCGGCGAGGAACACCAUCAUCGGCUCCGUCAGCGCCGCGGAUCCCGACGACAAAAACAGUCUCGUCAGGUACACGAUUGAUCGGCGCACAGACAUGGACCGAGUGUUCAACGUCCAUGCAGGCAACGGGUCAGUGUUCAUCCUCCGGGAUCUGGACAGAGAAGAGAACCCCUGGCACAACAUCUCCGUCAUAGCCACAGAGUUCAAUAACCCGCGACAGAUCAGCCGCGUGCCCGUGUACGUCAGAGUGCUGGACGUCAACGACAACGCUCCAACGUUUGCCACCAAUUACGAGACGUUUGUGUGUGAGAACGCUAAAGCUAAUCAGAGGAUACAAACCAUAAGCGCCACAGAUCCCGACGAGCCUCUCGCUGGACACAGAUUCUUCUUCAGUCUGGCUCAGGAGGCUGCUGGGAAGGCCAACUUCUCCGUCCGCGAUAACAAAGACAACACGGCCUGGAUCCUCACACGCAGGAACAGCUACAACAGUCUGCAGAAGAGCGUCUACCACGUGCCGGUGGUCAUUUCCGACGGAGACUUCCCCAUGCAGAGCAGCACCAGCACGCUGACCAUCCGGGUGUGCACGUGCGACCGCGAGGGAAACAUGAAGCUGUGCAACGCCGAGGCCUUCACGGCGAGGGCGGGACUCAGCACGGGGGCCCUGGUGGCCAUUUUGCUGUGUGUCAUCAUUCUGCUCAUGAUCGUGGUGCUGUUCGCCGCCCUGAGGAGACAGAGGAAGAAGGAGCCUCUGAUCAUCUCCAAAGAGGACGUCAGAGACAAUGUCGUCAGCUACAACGAUGAAGGGGGCGGCGAGGAGGACACUCAGGCCUUUGAUAUCGGCACGCUGCGCAACCCGGAGGCCAUCGAGGAGAGCAAGCAGAGGAGGGACAUCGUGCCCGAGACCUUCUACCCUCCGGUGCGGCGUCCCGUCCUCCCGCCGAUCAGGGACAAUAACGGCGACGUGAGAGACUUCAUCAACCAGCGGCUGCAGGACAACGACACCGACCCGACGGCGCCGCCUUACGACUCCCUCGCCACCUACGCCUACGAGGGGAACGGCUCGGUGGCGGAGUCGCUCAGCUCGCUGGAGUCCGUGACGACCGAGGGCGAUCAGGACUACAACUACCUGAGCGAGUGGGGGCCGCGGUUUAAGAAACUGGCGGACAUGUACGGGGGCGACGACAGCGACAGGGAUUCCUAACGAGGGGCCUGACACACGGACGAGGGGAAGAGAGAAAUUUGAAAUGUUGACAAACAUUCCGGGGGCCACUUUAGGCCUCAAUCAAGCGUGGCGAGGAAAAAUGGCGACAAGGACCUAGAAACGAGCCCCCGUGCUCUUUCACCGCCAUCGAUCACCAUUCACAGUCGUCCCUCCGAGGUGACCAGACGUAGGCUUUGUGUGUCCAGUCAGUGUUAGUUGCGUUUUUUGCAAGGGUGCAGUAAAAAAAACAAAAAAAAAACACUUUGUGUGGAGACAUUUUUUGUGUGUAUAUGGGUGUACAUGACGCCCAAAUAUAUCUAAAUCAACAUUUUCUUUUCUUUUUUUUUCCAAAGCUGCGUGCGAUGGGACACUUUCAACAAGCAGUUUUGUAAAAACCAACAGAUAUGCCUAUGUAUUUUUCAGUGUUUCUGGGACAAAAACAUGCUGCAUAUUGUGAGUUCUAUCUUAGCUUGUGUACCUAUGGUAAUAUGAAACAUUACGCUGUACAGUUGUUUUUUUUGUUUUUUUGGAAGGGAUUUCUAUCAUCCGAAUGAUGCCCCUUCUUUCAGCGACUGGCUGCCUCUCAUUAGCCAUAGAUGUGCUCCGGCCAGAAGUGCUCAACAAUUCAAUAAAACAAUCUUGAUUGGAUGGUAGAGGUAUACAUCACCAUAGCUGGGUUUCUACCCCAGGAACUUUCCCUUAGAUACUUGGAACCUUUCAAGGUGUUCCCAUUGCAGAGAAUAUCUGACUUCAGUUCUAGGGACUUUAUUUUUCCCCCUAAAAAGUUCCUGCUUUGGGAUAGUACUUCCAAAAGUACAAUAAUUUUUGGGGGGGGGGCCUUAUGUGCAAACUCAUUUCUGUUUUUUUUUUAGAUUUAAAAUUCAGCUUGGGAUACACAGUAGAUGCAAAGUUUCGCCCAAAUGGCGUCUGAAAGGUUUUCAUACACCAAUGGGAUCAUUUGCGUAAUCAUUGUCGAGGAACCUUUUUGUUCCUGUAAAAGUAGUUCCUGGUACUCAAAGUUGCCAGUGGAAAUGCGUCCUUAGUUGUUGUACAUUACUGGUGACAAGCGGGACUUUAUUUUUCCCCCUAAAAAGUUCCUGCUUUGGGAUAGUACUUCCAAAAGUACAAUAAUGUGGGGGGUGGGGCCUUAUGUGCAAACUCAUUUCUGGUUUGUUGAGCAUUAGCAGUUCAAUUCAGCUUGGGGAAACACAGUAGAUGCAAAGUCUUGCCCAAAUGGCGUCUGAAAGGUUUUCAUACACCAAUGGGAUCAUUUGCGUAAUCAUUGUCGAGGAACCUUUUUGUUCUUGUAAAAGUAGUUCCUGGUACUCAAAGUUGCCAGUGGAAAUGCGUCCUUAGUUGUUGCACAUUACUGGUGACAAGUGACUAACGUACAUUAAAGUGUUGGUGAAGGAAUGUGGAUUUUUACAGCCACAACAAAAACACCUUUUUUUGUCAUUUGUUCAGCAAACUGAAUUUUCAUCUCCACACAGCUUUGAGCAGUCGCUGUGAGGGUGAGCCAAAAUACCAAAUAUUUCUUUAUUGCGCUGAAUGUCUUCAGAAUCAUUUUCUCUGUGCAGCAAACACUUUGGGUUGAGAAAUGAACCUCACAGGACAGUGUUAUUUCCUCCCGACAUUGAUAAAAAUCACCAAUCGUAAGUGCAAGCCGACUCAGUUAGAGGAAAACACAGAUCCUGCUGGGAUUUUUUAUCUCGUCUCAAACAACAGAAAUGUGUAAAUGUGUUCGCUCUGUUCAGUCGGUGUGAUUCACAGUCACGUGACCUCUUGCUACAUGAAAGAUGCAAAACGUUUGAAAGUAUGGUAUGGAAUCAGAUUUCAUGAACAGUUUUCAUUAAAAUCCAUCUUGCAAUUCUGAUUUUUCUAACCCUAAAUGUUUUUGGUUUGUGUGUUCAGGGGAUUAGGAAACUUUCUGAGGAAAGUUGAGGGACUCAUUGGAGAAAAUCACAUGUUUGAAAUUGGACUCUGUCCUUUUAGAAAGUGUGAUUACUUUCAAUUCCUGUCAAUGAAGACAUGAAUUUGUUUUUGGGGUCUUACAAAGAGAUACCAUAGGAUGUGAUGAGACGCAACACAACGCGUCACACUUUACAGUGUGAUAUGAUACAAUACAGUUUAUUGUCCCCUUGGAGGCUAUUUGUGUCGGACUCCAGUGCAGCACAUUUUGAGCUUCCUCUAGAGAGAACCCAACACAGAUAAUCAAACAAACUAUAAAGAAAUAAAUGAAGACCUUACCUAAAGCUAGGCCUGCAACUCAUGCCUAUUCUAUUUACUCAUUUAAUACACAUUUAAUUCUAAACUGUAUCAGUUUAUAGCUUAGUCUGUCAAAUGUCAAAGAGUUGUGAAGGAUGCUCAUUGCAAUUUAUUUUAGAUCCAGAGCUGCCGUCUUCAAAUUGUUCCUUUGUCAAACCAACGGGUUAAAACCUUAAAAAGACUAUUCAUUAAAAUCACUUCAAAAAGCAGCAGAACGUUUGAAAUGUUUGUUUAAAAAAAUCAGCUGAACAAUACCAGAUUAAUUGGCAUUUGUGGCGAUUGUUUUUUUUGGGAUUCAUUAAAUAUUUUGCUCCAUCUCGAGCAGUUGAUUCUCAGCUGGUCUGGCCGAACCCACCAGUUGAAAAGCACUGACCUUGAACGUUAAACAUCAAGAAUCUCACUUAAAGCCUCACUUGUUUGAUCAAGCUGUCCUGAGAGGGGGCUCGCUCCUGCCCAGCUGAAUGUAUACAAAUGGGAAAACGACAGUUGAGUAAAGGAAAAGUGCCAAUAACACAAAGGACACCAGUAUGUUCCUUCUCUCUGUAUUCUACCAACAGCCCUUCAUUACAUGUAUGAAGGUAGUGUUGGACGUAAAGCCAGUGCGAUUGUCCGGGCUUUGGCGCUGUGAUUUCCUGAGGGACCAGCGGCUUUGUCCAUAAAGGACGUUUUUAUCAAGGAGCACCUGACCUUUGAGAGUUGAGGAAUCAGGUUCUUAAAGCCAGAGGUGUGUCCUCGGCUCAGAGAGAAAGGUCAAAAACAUUAUCCCGCAGGAAGGAACUCACACACAUCCCCUUCAGUUUUUUUUUUAUGUAAUUUAGAAAACAUACAAAAAAUAUAAAAAAGCAAUAUAGUCAAAUUACUUUAAGAGCUCCAAAAUAUGAAUAUUUUCCAAUAAGAGGGCUGGUUGGAGUGUGAUAUCAACAGGAGGCUAAAACAAGCUGUGCCCUCACUUUAGCAAAAGGCCAGCCAGUGAAGAGGCUGACAUUUAUCAGACAUUUGAAACAGUAACAACAAAACAUAACGGCAUAAUUGCCACUUUUUCUCCCCGCGCUCUGAAGCAGGCUUGACAUCAGCGGUGAUGCAGCACAUUAAACAAUCCAAUUGAUAAUAAAAAUGAAAAAAAGACACAAUUGUUGGAAAACAUUUGUUCUAUGCGCAGAUUGUAUACACGUCGCCCCCCCCCCCCCCCCCCGUUUUUGUUUAUUAGCUUGUUGCUGGAGCUUCCUAUUGUGAAAGUGGCCGUUUUCAGACCGUGGCAACGUUGCAGCGAUAAGCAUUUAAUGGGUUUAGAAACCCCUUCACUCGCUUCUCUGCCCCGAGGUGCCGUGUGACGUCUCAAAUGGAAAUCGACAUGACAGCUGCACUCGCAAAAAAAAAAAAAAAAAAAAAAGCAUUUCUUACUUCAGUCGUCACUAUUUUUCUGUCUUCAUGCAAAGUGUCAGCAUAUCGCCAUUACGGAGACGUUGCUUGUGUUUGUUCCUAUGGAGAGUGUAAUUACCUCCGAGUGUUGGCGCCGCGCUCAGCUGAGAUAACGGGAAAAUGUUGCACACUUGUCGAUUACAGCGACGCCACAUGUAUGAGGUUUUUUAUUUUUUUAUUUUUAAGUUGCAGCAACUGGAAUGGUGACGCUGGUGUCCUCUUCUCUCCACAUACGAUAGACAACGUGGUUGUUGGUGUGUAGAAACGGUCGGCCGCGGGGGGGGGGGGGGCUCGCCUCUACUUAUGUUGGUGACAAUGUGAUUGAGCAGUGGAGUUUUGUCAAUGUAGAAACAGUCUGAGAGGUUGUGGUAGUGUUAAAAAAAAAGUGGGGCCCUACGUCAUCGGCCGCUCAUCAAUCUGCUUUGUAAAACGUGAUAUUUUGUACUGAAUAUUUAUAUGACACAAUUAAAUCUCUUUAAAAAUCA